This is a messenger RNA of Sitophilus oryzae (rice weevil), 1413 nucleotides long. It is a transcript of the gene Usf, whose product is annotated as upstream stimulatory factor 1. Lineage: Eukaryota; Metazoa; Arthropoda; Insecta; Coleoptera; Curculionidae. The coding region runs from base 114 to 914 and encodes 266 amino acids. The transcript has 4 exons. The record is from RefSeq and is a predicted model, not a curated record. Gene Ontology annotation, biological process: regulation of transcription by RNA polymerase II. Gene Ontology annotation, molecular function: DNA-binding transcription factor activity, RNA polymerase II-specific; protein dimerization activity; RNA polymerase II cis-regulatory region sequence-specific DNA binding.
GUCAUUAUGUCAUUCUUUAGAAAAUUUGUAGCGUCACAUGACCUGUUUUGUUCCCGUGACCAAAAUCGUACUAAAAUUCAAAUAUUUUAGGAAAAUAAUAUUUUUUCAUAAUUAUGGAUUUAUUGGAUCCUCUUGAGAGAAGCGAUGAUAUUGAAAUAGAGGAGCAAAAAGUAAUUUUAGACAAUAUGAAAGGAGCUGCUUCUAUGGAUAGUGAUUGUGAUGAUGAUCAAGCUUCAAUUGAACACUUGGCACCACAAACUCUACUGGAGACUCCUGAUAGUGAUGUGCAGUACUCUAUAAGAUCACCAGAAGGUCCACUAAUAACCUAUAGAGUGCUACAGGUUGAAAAUGGUUCAGAUCCUUCCCAAUAUGUGUCAACCACAUCGAGUUUCUCAAAUUCAACAACCAUACCCCAAGUGAUAUCCGGAAGUGGCUUAAAUGGACAAAUAUACGUUAUCGGAAGUCCAGAAGUUUAUACAUCGACAAGUAGUACAAGAGCUAUAGCACCCAGACCAACAGUGAUAGAUAAUUCUAUGUUAUUACCAGUUAAGGCGAAAGAUGAUAAAAGGAGAGCGAUCCACAACGCAGUAGAAAGGAGGCGAAGGGACAAGAUUAAUAACUGGAUAGCAAAAUUGUCGAAAAUCAUCCCCGAAGGUCCACAAGAUAGCAGCAAAGGCAACGGCCAAUAUGAAGGCCACUCCAAAGGGGGCAUUUUAGCCAAAGCCUUCGACUACAUCAUCGAGCUGCAGGCCACAGAGCGGCGCCUCAACACUUGCCUGAAAGAUAACAAGAAAUUGACAGUUUCUAUAGAACAGCUAAUACAGAGAUCAUGCGCGUUGGAAGAGGAGAAUAAACAGAUGCGCGAACUGUUGAAAGAACACGGACUCGAAGUGCCCGCCGCGCAGCCCUCAUAGCUUAGUUUAGUUAGUGUUAAAUAUAGGAUUAUUUGAAAUAAGAGUAUUUCGGGAUAUCUGAUCAUGCCUUAAAAUUACACGCUCUGAUGGAAUGGUAUCGCAGUGACUAAGAAAUCGCGAUUCGGGUUAGUUUUCCGACCUCCCGUAGAUACAAAAAAAAUUCUACAAAAUCUCAUUGCAAGACCACAGAUUUAGUUUAUUGAGCGCAACUUUCAACUUGGGGAAUAAAAGAAAGAUAACGCUAAGGUUAAAUCAAACAAAUAAGGAGGGACCUAACAUUUAAAUAGAGAUUGGACAUCUUGAGUUUUACCAUGGCAACCAGCAACCACAAAGGUGUGAGUACAAAUGUGUUUUACUGCAAUCUGCGUGACUGAUUAUUAGGUAAAAAUAUAGAGGUACCGCAAAAAGUUAAAUACAAAAGUUAUAAGAUUUUUAAAUAUCUAUUAUCGAGUAAUAAAUUUAAGUAUACAGGAUCGUUCAUAAAGUCGUGGCACAUCAA